Molecule: messenger RNA, 5929 nt
Organism: Pecten maximus
Lineage: Eukaryota; Metazoa; Mollusca; Bivalvia; Pectinida; Pectinidae
Product: rap1 GTPase-GDP dissociation stimulator 1-B-like
Exons: 16
Coding region: 100-2034 (644 amino acids)
Biological process (GO): positive regulation of GTPase activity
Cellular component (GO): cytosol
Molecular function (GO): protein binding; guanyl-nucleotide exchange factor activity
Source: RefSeq, a predicted model, not a curated record
UGGCAGCGUUGAUAUAGACCACGAUACUAUUUUGGACUAAUUUAUUUUGUGUAUUCCAUUGAAGUAAAAGAGAAAGGGAUAUCAGCACUAACAUCAACAAUGGCUGAACCUGAAGAAUACUCUGAAGCAGUUGCUCUCCUGGAGAAUCUACAGCUGUCCACAACUCAGGAGGAUCUCCUUCCUAGUCUAGAUGCUGUCCUAUCAUUUCUCCAGAAAUUCAGUGGAGAGGACCUUGACAGCCAUACUCAUGGAUUUGUUGAAUGUGGAAUUCUCAAUGAACUCUACAAAAACCUAACUCAGGGGACAGGAGAUCUUCAGCUCAAAGUUGUCAUGGUACUUGCUGAACUGGCCAAAAGUGAAUCUGUAAGAAAAGCAUGUGUUGACAAAGGCUUUGUCCCACUUUUAUUGAACAUGCUCAAAUCAACCGAGGAUAUCACCCUGGCAACUCAGAUCUGUCGAGCCCUUGGCAACAUUUGUUAUGAGCACGAUGAGGGCCGAGAAGCUAUAGAUGAUGAGAAUGGUCUGCCUGUCUUACUGGAUUUGAUGAGAAGCCAUCUAAAGAAUGAAGAUCCAGCAGCCAGCCGACUACGCCUAACUGCCUGUGGCUAUCUCCUCAAUGUCACCAACACUAAUGACAAGAUGUUGGAGAAAGCGCUUACAGAAGGCGCUCUUGACCUACUGGAACAGUAUGUGUGGCAGCAUCGUGGCGACAGGGAGAUGUGCAAUAUGGCACUCCUUGCCAUCGGCAGUUUUGUUGACACUGAUCUGUGCCAACAUAAGCUUCAGUCAUCAACACUAUGUAGUACAAUAGUUAGCCUUCUGGAUACCAAAUUAGCAGACUGCUACGAAAACAUGAUCCUAGAACUCUUCAUCAGCUUAUCUGAGAUAGAUGAUUUGAAGGAUAUAUUAGCAGACACCAACCUUAGCAGUCAUCUCAUUCGAAUCAUCCAAUCAAACACUGGUCGCCUUGACGAUGGCAGUCAACAGACCAUCAAGAUGGCCUCUGAUCUUCUCGUCUUGCUGUUGACAGGAGAUAAGAGUAUGGAGGUGAUGUUUAGUAAAGGAGAGGGACUUGUCUUCGUGGAGACAGUGAAAUGGUUGGAAAGUGACUCUGCUCACUUACAACUGUCUGCAGCCCUUGCCAUUGGAAACUUUGCUCGUAGAGAUGAACACUGUCAGAAGUUAGUUGAACAGGGAAUUGUUGAGAAGCUGCUGAAUGUUAUCCGGGCUCAAAGUAAUCCUGAAGGGGACAUAACACUACAACAUGCCGUACUCAGUGCUCUCCGUAACCUUGCCAUACCCGUGAGUAACAAGAGUGUCUUGUUGAAGGCCGGGGUUAUAGAUGUAGUUCUUUGUCUGAUGCCGUCAGAAACCAUGGCUGUCGUCUUCAAGCUUCUUGGCGUGCUGCGCAUGCUCAUAGAUAACCAAGAGCCAGCAGCUGUACAGCUUGGAAAAAACCGUGAAUUUGUCACACGACUGGUGGAGUGGUGUGAUGUGGACGAGCAUGCAGGGGUCAAAGGGGAGGCUACUCGGCUACUGGCCUCACUCAUCAAAAACAGCCACUCUGCAGAUGUCAUGAGAAACGUGGUGAAGGCUGAUGGGAUAGAACAUCUUGUUGCUAUGACUGUGUCAGAACAUGUCGUCAUGCAGAAUGAGGCAUUGGUUGCCUUGACUUUGAUAGUGUCAGCUGUUUUAGAGGAUGUAGCCAUGGCGUUGAAGCAAUCGGACCUGACCGAGUCCAUCACUAGCAUUCUACAGAAGGAGGAGACUAUCCCAGAGAUCAUAUGCAAUACUUUGAAACUCACCAAGAUCAUCUGUUCAGCGGCAACUCCUCCCACCAAUCAGAUGAUCCCUUGCAGCAUCCUGGCCUGUGCUGGUUUGCUUUCUGAUAUGCAAAGUACAUUAAAGGAGGACAUCGCUACAUCAGGAAUUGCCAGCCUGACCGAGAAACUGACCAACCACCAAGAUGAUAAAGUCAAGGAAGCUGCUUCAUCCCUUCUAACCACCAUUCAGAUACUGACCACAGAAAGAUGACCACUGGGUUGUCCCUCCGAGGGUGAAACAACUGUAUCUGUCCAGAAUUAGACAGUAUUGAGAAGCCUCUAAUUCACAUAGCUGUUUCAUUAUUUUAUAACUUCUAGUUGGGAGAUUUCUCAUGCCAUUGAGGAAAUAAAAAAAUCGAAGUUUGACAUAAUCUUAAAAGCAUUUGCCAUAUAUUUUGUUGUUAUGUCAUUAUAUAGAGAGAAAAAGGGCUGUUAAGAUAUUUUGUUGUUGUAUACGUUAAUAUUCAGUUUUUGUUUUGGAUUUGGAACAACUGUAAUUAAAACACAUGUUGUAAUGUAUAUUAUCAUUUAUGAAACUUUGUACUUGAUUUCAAAUUUUAUUCUUGGAUUGGAAACUGUAAACAAUCCUCUUUUUUUUCAUUAACAUUUUUACAACAGGGUAUAGUUUCAGGGUAUAUGAAUGGCAUUCAAAUUUGAGAUGUCACAGUAGGCCAUUAACUAAAACUUUUAUUGAAUAUGUUUUACCCUGUACAGACAGUCGGUAUUUACAUGUGAUAUGUAUGAAAACAGGCAUUAGAAUUUCAAGAUUAAGAAGAAAGUUCUAUCACAUAUGAUAAAAAACAAACUCAAUAAAAGUGGAAAGUGAUCUGUUAGGUAAACAAUAGCAUAUUCAAUAAAACAUGACGUUUACCAAAACACUCAUUAAACAUUGUAUUGAAAUAUGGAAAUAUAUAUGACAUAUCCAUGUUAGGACCAAAUAUUCAAAAGAAUUUUUUUUUUUUUUACUUAAAAUCCUUGUUUUUAAGGCAGUGAGUUGCAGUGCUCUCUUAAUCUCCAAGGGGCCACGGUGGCCGAGUGGUUAAGGUGUCCCGACACUUUAACACUAGCCCUCCACCUCUGGGUUGCGAGUUCGAAACCUACUUGGGGCAGUUGCCAGGUACUGACCGUAGGCCGGUGGUUUUUCUCCGGGUACUCCGUCUUUCCUCCACCUCCAAAACCUGGCGCAUCCUUAAAUGACCCUGGCUGUUAAUAGGACGUUAAACAAAAAAGAAACAAACCAAAUCUUAAUCUCCAAUAAAAAAGUUUGUUUUUCUGAGUUUGAAUUGCUUACCUGUACUUUAAAAGUCAGAGUGAGUAAAUAUAUUUACAAUAUUUUCCUUUUAUAUAAAACCAUCUCUAAGGAUUCACAGCCCAAACCUUCCUGUUAUAACGUUAGAAAGUGAUUCACAGUCCAAACCUCUCUGUUAUAACGUUAGAAAGUGAUUCACAGUCCAAACCUCUCUGUUAUAACGUUAGAAAGUGAUUCACAGUCCAAACCUCCCUGUUAUAAUAUUAGAAAGUGAUUCACAGUCCAAACCUCCCUGUUAUAACGUUAGAAAGUGAUUCACAGUCUAAACCUCCCUGUUAUAACAUUAGAAAGUGAUUCACAGCCCAAACCUCUCUGUUAUAACAUUAGAAAGUGAUUCACAGCCAAAACCUCCCUGUUAUAACGUUAGAAAGUGAUUCACAGCCCAAACCUUCCUGUUAUAACAUAAGAAAGUGAUUCACAGUCCAAACCUCCCUGUUAUAACAUUAGAAAGUGAUUCACAGCCCAAACAUCCCUGUUAUAACAUUAGAAAGUGAUUCACAGCCAAAACCUCCCUGUUAUAACGUUAGAAAGUGAUUCACAGCCCAAACCUCCCUGUUAUAACUUUAGAAAGUGAUUCACAGCCCAAACCUCCCUGUUAUAACGUUAGAAAAUGAUUCACAGUCCAAACCUCCCUGUUAUAACGUAAGAAAGUGAUUCACAGUCCAAACCUCUCUGUUAUAACAUUAGAAAGUGAUUCACAGUCCAAACCUCUCUGUUAUAACAUUAGAAAGUGAUUCACAGUCCAAACCUCUCUGUUAUAACGUUAGAAAGUGAUUCACAGCCCAAACCUCUCUGUUAUAACGUUAGAAAGUGAUUCACAGACCAAACCUCUCUGUUAUAACGUUAGAAAGUGAUUCACAGACCAAACCUCCCCGUUAUAACGUUAGAAAGUGAUUCACAGUCCAAACCUCUCUGUUAUAAAGUAAGAAAGUGAUUCACAGACCAAACCUCCCUGUUAUAACGUUAGAAAGUGAUUCACAGCCCAAACCUCUCUGUUAUAAAGUAAGAAAGUGAUUCACAGUCCAAACCUCUCUGUUAUAAAGUAAGAAAGUGAUUCACAGACCAAACCUCCCUGUUAUAACGUUAGAAAGUGAUUCACAGUCCAAACCUCUCUGUUAUAAAGUAAGAAAGUGAUUCACAGUCCAAACCUCUCUGUUAUAAAGUAAGAAAGUGAUUCACAGACCAAACCUCCCUGUUAUAACUUUAGAAAGUGAUUCACAGACCAAACCUCCCUAUUAUAACGUUAGAAAGUGAUUCACAGUCCAAACCUCCCCAUUAUAACGUUAGAAAGUGAUUCACAGUCCAAACCUCUCUGUUAUAACGUUAGAAAGUGAUUCACAGACCAAACCUCCCUGUUAUAACUUUAGAAAGUGAUUCACAGUCCAAACCUCCCUAUUAUAACGUUAGAAAGUGAUUCACAGUCCAAACCUCCCCAUUAUAACGUUAGAAAGUGAUUCACAGUCCAAACCUCUCUGUUAUAACGUUAGAAAGUGAUUCACAGACCAAACCUCCCUGUUAUAACUUUAGAAAGUGAUUCACAGUCCAAACCUCCCUAUUAUAACGUUAGAAAGUGAUUCACAGUCCAAACCUCCCCAUUAUAACGUUAGAAAGUGAUUCACAGUCCAAACCUCUCUGUUAUAACGUUAGAAAGUGAUUCACAGUCCAAACCUCUCUGUUAUAACGUUAGAAAGUGAUUCACAGUCCAAACCUCCCUGUUAUAAUAUUAGAAAGUGAUUCGCAGUCCAAACCUCCCCGUUAUAACUUUAGAAAGUGAUUCACAGUCCAAACCUCUCUGUUAUAACGUUAGAAAGUGAUUCACAGCCCAGACCUUUUGAAAAAUGCUGUAAUAACCUAUAAUUUUCCUGAAAAACCAUAUCAAUAAAAUUAAUGUUGUUUCCUUAAUACAUAUCUUUGUAUUUUUUUUUCUUUUCUUUUUCACAGCGAUUGUAGAUGAUCAAUAUCCGUCAGGAGACAUUAAAUGAUUACGGGGUAUUUUGUUUUUAUUAAUUGUAUUUAUGUUGCAGUAGGUAGUAUUGGCUAAAGUUUAAUGACAAUCUUAUUUCAUUUUUAUCUUAAUUGAACAAGACGAGAAAGUUUAGUAGUCUGAAAGUCAUCAUUUUAAUGUAUUUAUUUUAAAUCUUCAUAAAGUAUGAAAACAAAUGUCAUCAUCAAUCCUGAUUAUCUAGAGCGUCACAAUACAUAGUGUAUGUCCAUUGUUAGAGGCUUCCUCACUUCACACCGACCAUUGACAUCUAGAUCAGGAUCACACCGACCAUUGACAUCUAGAUCAGGAUCACACCGACCAUUGACAUCUAGAUCAGGAUCACACCGACCAUUGACAUCUAGAUCAGGAUCACACCGACCAUUGACAUCUAGAUCAGGAUCAUAUAAUAUCACAGCCAGUAAAGGUUAUCAGUGCCUCUAUAAUUCACUCCCAUUAUCAGAAAUCUGAUGAUGGGCGUCGGCUGUGUAAAUCUAAUGAUGGGUGUCGGUGGUGUGUCGCUAUGUCAGAGAAUAUUGUCUAUGAGGAUUUCUAUGAACAUCCUUGUGUAUUGUAAAAACCUGUAUAAUUUGCCUAGUUCAUUUUUUUGGCUGAAAAGCUGUAAAAUGCUUUUCCAAUGGAGUUGUAAGAAUGCAGGCAGUUUCAGGAUUAUAUAAGAUUUGUGUGUUUUUGCGAGGUUAAAAAAACUGAAUAUCUAGUAACAUGGGUAUCAUUUUCAAACUCACAAGCAUUGUGUUCAGUUAAUUUGAAAUGCUUUUUAUUGUGAAAAUUAAUUAAAGGCCAUCUAAAACGAAA